Molecule: messenger RNA, 1095 nt
Organism: Diplodia corticola
Lineage: Eukaryota; Fungi; Ascomycota; Dothideomycetes; Botryosphaeriales; Botryosphaeriaceae
Product: uracil-5-carboxylate decarboxylase
Exons: 2
Coding region: 1-1095 (364 amino acids)
Biological process (GO): secondary metabolic process
Cellular component (GO): cytoplasm; cytosol
Molecular function (GO): carboxy-lyase activity; hydrolase activity
Source: RefSeq, a predicted model, not a curated record
AUGCCGACCGUCGACGUCCACACCCACGUCUACCCCCCGUCCUACAUGUCGCUCCUCCGCUCCCGCACCACCGUCCCCUACAUCCGCAACUUCCCCGACGCCCCCGACUCGGCCCGCCUCAUUAUCCUCCCGGGCGAGGACUCGGCCAGCACGCCCAGCACCUCGCGCGGCCGCCCCAUCGGGCCCGAAUACCACUCCAUCGCCCACAAGCUCGCCUUCAUGGACGCCCACCACAUCGCCGCCUCGGUCAUCUCCCUCGCCAACCCCUGGCUCGACUUCCUCGAGCCCGCCGCCGCCCCCGCCGCCGCCUCCAGCAUCAACGCCGAGAUCGAAUCCCUCUGCGCCCAACACCCCACCCGCCUCUACCACUUCGGCACGCUCCCGCUCUCCGCCCCCGCCCCCGCCGUCUGCGCCGAAAUCGCCCACCUCGCCUCGCUCCCCCACUGCCGCGGUGUCAUCAUGGGCACGUCCGGCCUCGGCGCCGGCCUCGACGACGCCCGCCUCGAACCCGUCUGGGCGGCGCUCGCCGCUCGAGAGAUGCUCGUCUUCAUCCACCCCCACUACGGCCUGCCGUCGGACGUGUACGGGCCCCGCGCCGCCGCCGACUACGGCCACGUCCUGCCGCUCGCCAUCGGCUUCCCCGUCGAGACGACCGUCGCCGUCGCACGCAUGCUGCUGGGCGGCGUGUGGGAGCGCCAUCCCGCGCUGACGGUGCUGCUGGCCCAUUCGGGCGGGACGCUGCCGUUUUUGGCGGGCCGCAUCGAGAGCUGUGUGGCGCAUGAUGGGCAUUUGAAGAAGGAGGGGAGGUUGGAGCGGAUGCGGAGUCUGUGGGAUGUGUUGAAGCGGAAUGUCUAUCUCGAUGCGGUGGUGUAUUCGGAGGUGGGGUUGAGGGCGGCGGUGGAGGCGAGUGGGCAGGAUAGGAUCAUGUUUGGUACCGACCACCCCUUCUUUCCACCGCUGGAUGGUGAGGAGACGGAAUGGCUGAGCGUGAAGACCAACUAUGCUGCCAUAAAGAAAGCGUUUGAUGGGGAUGAAUCGGCUGCCGAGGCCGUCUUGGGAGGCAAUGCAGCGAGGAUAUUGAAGCUUGAUCUGUGA